AUGGUCAACUUUAAGGUCAAAAAGACUCCGACUCGGUCGACUGAGGUCGCCAUUGCCCAGGCUGAAGCUCCGCGCCUGGAAUAUGUCAACUGGCGGAAGGAUCCUGGUUUGAGGAAGCUAUAUGCCUAUGCUGCUGUUAUCUGCGUUGCCUCUGCCACAACUGGUUAUGAUGGGUCUAUGCUCAAUAAUAUUCGUAUCUUGCCACAAUGGACCAAUUACUUUAAUGACCCUCAAGGCUCCAAUCUCGGUCUCCUCACUGCGCUUUACAGCAUCGGCUCUAUCGCUAGCUUGCCAUUCGCACCGUUCAUCGCUGAUCGUUUUGGCCGAAAGACUGCUAUCAUCGUUGGGUGUGUCAUCAUGCUUAUUGCUGCAGCGAUUCAGGGAGCUUCACAAAAUCUGGCCAUGUUCAAAGGAGGCCGAUUCCUUAUGGGUUUUGGCAACUCUAUGGCUCAACUCUCCAGUCCCUUGUUGUUGACUGAGAUUUGCCACCCUCAGCAUAGAGGCCGCGUCACCGCCAUCUACAACUGUCUGUGGAAUUUGGGAGCCAUUGUCAAUACUUGGCUAUCAUUUGGAACGAAGAGGAUACCCACUGAAUGGUCUUGGCGUAUUCCCACCAUCGUCCAGGGCUUGCCUUCACUUAUCCAGCUUCUCUUCAUCUUCUGGUGCCCAGAGAGCCCUAGGUGGCUCAUUUCCAAGGAUCGCACCGACGAAGCUUUGGCAAUACUGGGCAAAUACCACGCCAAUGGUAACACUGCUCACCCUACUGUACAGUUCGAAUAUGCCGAGAUCAAGGAAACUCUGCGUCUUGAAUUCAUAUACAAGAAGUCUUCCAGCUAUCUAGACUUCCUGAAGACCAAGGGAAAUCGUUACCGUCUUCUCCUCAUUGCCUCACUCGGACUGUUUUCACAAUGGUCUGGCAACGGUUUAGUCUCGUACUAUAGUACUGAUAUCUACAAGUCUAUCGGCAUCACCAAUGCUGACACGCAGUUGGAACUCAAUGGUGGCCAGGUGAUUCUCUCGCUAAUCAUCUCAGUCACUUGCGCGCUACUAUGCGACCGUUUCGGAAGACGUCCACUAUUUCUCACCGCUACAUCCGGCAUGCUUCUGUGCUUUAUCGGCUGGACAAUCUGCUCAGCGAUAUACCAAGACAACAACAAUAAAGCUGCAGGACAGGCCGUCGUCGCAUUCAUCUGGAUCUUCAACAGUGCAUACGCUUUGGCCUGGUCUGGUCUCCUUGUGGGAUAUACGGUAGAGAUUAUGCCGUUCAAGAUCCGCGCCAAGGGUCUAAUGGUCAUGAACUUCUGGAUUCAGGUCGCUCUCGUCAUCAAUCAGUAUGUCAAUCCUUUGGGCUUUCAGCAUUUGAACCCUAAUUGGAAGCUUUACACUAUCUACACGUGCUGGAUUGCCUUUGAACUUGUCUUCGUCUAUUUCCUCUAUGUCGAGACCAAUGGCCCUACACUGGAGGAGAUCGCCAAGAUCUUCGACGGUGAUUCAGCCGAGGUUGGCCAGGUCGAGCUCGACCAAUCUGGUAAGGUGACGACCUUUUCGGGGGUUGAGAAGGGCGAAGAUGGGACUGUCGAGCAUCGACAAGUCGUGUGA
Molecule: messenger RNA, 1599 nt
Organism: Exophiala bonariae
Lineage: Eukaryota; Fungi; Ascomycota; Eurotiomycetes; Chaetothyriales; Herpotrichiellaceae
Exons: 3
Coding region: 1-1599 (532 amino acids)
Biological process (GO): carbohydrate transport; transmembrane transport
Cellular component (GO): membrane
Molecular function (GO): carbohydrate:proton symporter activity
Source: RefSeq, a predicted model, not a curated record